Messenger RNA from Sabethes cyaneus, 2333 nucleotides. Its product is annotated as ubiquitin-like modifier-activating enzyme ATG7. The transcript is spliced from 12 exons. The record is from RefSeq and is a predicted model, not a curated record. Gene Ontology annotation, biological process: autophagy of mitochondrion; piecemeal microautophagy of the nucleus; C-terminal protein lipidation. Bases 81 to 2108 code for a protein of 675 amino acids. Gene Ontology annotation, molecular function: Atg12 activating enzyme activity; Atg8 activating enzyme activity. Gene Ontology annotation, cellular component: cytoplasm; phagophore assembly site. NCBI's taxonomy places the organism in Eukaryota, Metazoa, Arthropoda, Insecta, Diptera, Culicidae.
UGUGGUCGCGAAAGUUAUACAUUCUUUUCAAUCGCGUUUUCUCUUGAUAUUAAAUAUCAUUUAAUAAUAGACUUAAUAAAAUGCCGAAAGAAGAUAAUAGCAAUAUUUUAAAGUUUGUGCCUCUAAAAUCUUUUGUGCAUUCUAAUUUUUGGUACAAAUUGGCAGAUGUUAAAUUGCAUAUAGAUAAACUCAGUGAUUCUCCGAAAGUAAUUCGAGCGUCCAUUAGCAGUGAUUCAAGCUCCCGAGUUGUUAUUGAGGUUGACUAUACGGCCUUUAAUGCUGCAACAAACACUAGCAGCUCAUUCUCAAACAUAGGCUGCGAUGGAAUCUUACUAAAUAAAAACACAAUAGAAGAAUUUAGAAAUACCGAUAAAAAUAAGCUGGUUAAACAAAUUAGCAGUGAAUACUAUCGUGAUCUAUUAUUAAAAGAAAAACUUCAUUGCAGUUCGCAGUUCAUGCUAUUCAUGAUAUUCUCCUUUUCGGACUUCAAAACAAACAAAUAUUAUUACUGGUUUGCAUUUCCAGUUCUACGAGAUCUUACUUACAGUUGCUUACAGCCAUGUUGUUUAUUGAAAACUAUGUUUAGUGAACUAUGUUUAUCUAAUUUUGAAGCGGAAUUAAGCAAGAUUGAUGUACCGUUUUUUAUCUACAAUACCAGGACCUAUAACAUAUUAAAGCUUACCGACUCAAUAUCACACAGCAAUAAAUCCAGCAAUCUUCUUAACAUCGAUUGGGAAGAAACAUUUUUCUGUUAUAAUGACUAUUCUACAGAUGAAAAACCGAGUUGGGUGUUGCGACAAUUUUUGGGCUACCUCUACAUGACCUGCCCGAUAAUAGCUGGUAAACAAAUCAAUUGCGUAUGUAUUCAUAAAGAUGCAAAAAGUAGCAUUGUUUAUCGCAUACAAAUGCCAAGUAAUGAUUUAGACUUGAAUGAAGCAUCUUGGAUUGGCUGGGAAGCAGAUGAGAACGGGAAAUUAUUACCAAGAAUCGCGGACAUGGCAAAAACAAUGGAUCCAAUGAUUCUUGCCAAAGAAUCGAUAAGUUUGAAUUUAACACUGAUGAAAUGGAGGCUACUACCGGAAUUAGAUCUGGAAAGUAUACGUAAAACAAAAUUUUUGUUACUCGGUGCUGGUACGCUCGGCUGCGGUGUCGCCCGUUCUCUAUUGGCAUGGGGAGCACAGCACAUCACAUUUGUAGAUUAUGGACGUGUUUCUUUAUCCAACCCUGUUCGGCAAAGUUUAUUCUUGUAUGAAGAUGCGUUAGAAGGAGGAAAGCCUAAGGCAUCCACCGCCGCGGAAAGAAUUAAGCAGAUUCAUCCUUGUAUUAAUUCUACAGGAUAUUGUCUAAAAAUCCCUAUGCCAGGACAUCCGGUUGGAGAAUCUCAGGCCGACGAAACCAAUGCUACGUUGGAUAUUUUGAAGGAUUUGAUAAAAACACAUGAUGUGCUAUUUUUGCUCACUGACUCUCGGGAAAGUCGAUGGCUUCCGACAAUGCUAGCAGCGUUUCAUAGUAAGAUGGUGAUUACGGCAGCACUUGGAUUCGACUCAUAUUUAGUCAUGCGGCAUGGGUCUAGAAAAUCUGUACCCAUCCCACCGAGUGGUAUAAAAGGAUUCAAAGAGAUACCCGGAUAUAACCUGGGUUGUUACUUUUGCAAUGAUAUUGUAGCACCCGGGAAUUCUGUAAAAGAUCGUACUUUGGACCAACAGUGUACUGUUACGAGACCGGCUGUAUCAAACAUCGCUUCAAGUUUAGCCGUUGAACUAGUCAUAGCACUGCUACAACACGAUAACCGAGAUGCCGCCCCAGCAUAUUAUCGAUUGCAGAAUUCUAAUGAUCCAGUUGAAAACAUUCCGGAAGGAUUGUUGGGAGUCUUACCUCAUUCAAUUCGAGGCAACAUUUGUAACUACAAUCAUCUCAUCACAGCCACGGAACAAUUCUCAGAAUGCAUCGCCUGUUCAAAGCAUAUAAUGUCAAAAUAUGACCAGGAUGGAAAUGCUUUUGUAAUGAGUGUCCUUAACUCUUCCACAAUUCUUGAAGAUAUAUCUGGAGUUUCAAAAUUGACCGAUAAUGCGACAGAAGAUAUAGAUUUUCUAACCGACGAUGAAUAGAGAAUAUUCGCAUGUUUCAUGUCAAGCUGGAGCCAGGUUCUCAAUUAGUCGAUUCAAUAAUUUAGUUGCUUUGUAAAUAAACUUUCAGCAGGGCGAUGAAAAGAUAUUAUUCUUAGCUAUCUUGAUUGUGCAUAAUAUUUAUAAAUAUGUAGUGGAUUAGAUUAGAUAUAUUACUUCAGAGACUUUCAGCCUGCGCCUAGUUCACCACUUAUAAAUAGGAAAUAA